UCUUCUUCUAACACUCCCCUAUUUAUUUCAAAACACAUUCUUUUCGUACCAUCAUUCCUUCUCAUUACAUGAUCAAAAACAUCGACUAUUUUCUCUCGUCUCUCCUCCGGGUAGACCCCACAAAUUUCGAUCGAUUGCGAUCAUCAUCAUCGUCUUAGCACCCGUUACACGCCCCAUCAUCGCCCAUCGUCGUUGUUUUAGUCAUUGUACAUUGUCUUAAUGACCGCGCGCGCCCCCGCUCGGGUACAAUGUUGUCCGAGAAUCCUUAAGGCCCCUUAUGUGGUCUUUAUAUAACACACAACAUGUGCCUAUAGAUCUACCUUGUUAGAUUCUUGUUCCCUCUUUUUUCUCUAAGUAAUAAAAAAGCAACCAACCUCGAAAAGUUGUGUCGCGGCCGGUUCUCGCACUAAUAUAGACGGCCCUUACGCGAAGAUUCCAUUCGUGUAAGAACCUUAAAAAAAGUUCGAGUCGUAGAGCAUAUCCUUCGCAUAAUCGCGCUGGGAUCCGGCGAUCGCCGUCUCCGAAAAUCGGGCGAAAUAUUUGAGAGAAAAAAAGGUGAGAAAAACUCAACUUGCUUUUCAUUUCCAUCGCCCAAAGUGCUGAAAACAGUUGGUAUCUUCUUCCUUUCGUUCUUUUCUUUUUCAGCUUUAAGAGUUUCCUUUUGUAGGAUUAUUACAUCUCAAUCUCUUUCUUGCAUCAUAGUGUGGAGUUAUUUAUGGAAAAGGACACGACAUGAUUCUAUUUAUAUUGUUAUUACAUCUACGACUUUUCAAAUAAAUAUUUCAGCUCGUAUAUCUAUUUGAUGUUGUCCUGCUCAGAUCGUCGCUCUUGUUCUGACGCAGACAACAUCAUCAAAACCUCGUCAUCGAACUCCUUCAUAAGUAGAGGAGAAACUUGGCUCGGAUCAGCUUGUUAGAUCAGUAGAUAUCCGUUUGUUGCUUAAGCUCUUUCGCCUCGACAUAUCCGAGGAAGAAUGAAGUUUAUGAAACUUGGGACACGUCCCGACACGUUCUACACCGAGGAGGCGAUAAGGACGGUGAUAUCGGAUGUCCCGAGCGAUCUUACCGUGCGGAUAAACAAUGUUAGCUAUCUUCUCCAUAAGCUGCAGUGUUUUCUUGUGCCAAAGUGUGGCCUAUUACAACGCGUUGUCGCCGCCGCCGCCGUCUCCGAUGAAUCGAGCACUGCCUCCGUUACCUCCCUCGAGCUGAACGAUAUCCCGGGAGGCGACGAGGCGUUCGAGCUCUGCGCCAAGUUCUGUUACGGGAUCACGAUCAACCUCAGCGCCCGAAACUUUGCGCCGGCGUUGUGCGCGGCGAAGUUCCUCCGGAUGACCGAGUCGAUUGAAAACGGGAACCUUAUUGUGAAGCUCGAAUCGUUCUUCGUUUCAUGCAUUCUCGAGGGGUGGAAGGAUUCCGUCGUGACGCUGCAAAAUGCCGCCGAGAGAGUGUACGAAUGGUCGGAAAAGAUUGGAGUCGUGAGGCGAUGCGUCGAGUCCAUCGUCGACAAGAUACUCACCCCUCCGUCGAAGGUUACGUGGUCUUAUACGUAUACUCGACCACGGCACGACAAUCGCCGCCGGAAAUCGGUGCCGAAGGAUUGGUGGACGGAGGACAUAUCGUUCCUCGACAUCGAUGUGUUUCGAGGCAUAGUCACCGCCGUGAAGUCGACGAACACGAUGCAGCCGCAGCUCAUUGGCGAGGCAUUGCACGUUUACGCCAUCCGUUGGCUCGUCGAUGCACCCGAUGACGGGGGGUCGACUUCGACGGAAGCGAGAAAACGAAGGAUCCUCGAGACGAUCGUGACCUUGAUCCCGGCCGAGAAAGGCUCCGUAUCGGUUAAAUUCCUACUCCGGCUUCUCAGCAUCGGCACCUCGCUCGGAGCGUCGCCGCUGAUCAAAUCCGAGCUUGUAAAGCUGUCGGGUCAGCAGCUCGACGAGGCCACCGUAAACGAACUUCUGAUCACGACGCCCUCCGGCGACGAUCAAAUUUGUUACGACGUUGAUACAUUUAAGACUGUGUUAGAGAGCUACUGGCGGCAGUGGCGACGACACGCCCCCUCGGACGAAUCCCGGGCGUUGAGAUCGCUUCACAAGGUCGGAAAACUCGUCGACGCAUACCUACAAGUCGCGGCAAAAGAUCCCGACAUUCCGGCUCACAAAAUCGCCGCCGUCAUCGAAACGCUCCCCGGCAUUGCCCGGCCGGAGCACAACGAUCUCUACAAGGCGAUCCACACGUAUCUCAAGAUGCAUCCCGAUUUAGACAAAGCCGAUAAGAAGCGGCUAUGCCGGAGCCUCGACUUACAAAAGCUAUCGCCGGAAGUACGUGCCCAUGCCGUAAGAAACGAGCAUUUGCCGCUAAGGACAGUCGUACAAGUUCUCUUCUUCGAGCAAGAGAAGAGCGGCAGCAGCGUUAUUACAGCUUCCGAAAAACAUAGAUCUUCGGACAACCACGAUCUCCAACCGGACGGCGACCAGCCGGAGAAGAGCGGCGGCGAUCGUCGGAAGCUGAUAAAGUCCGGCGGGACGGCGGAGCUGAGAGCGGAGCCGAGCUUCAAAAUAAGAGAAGCUUCGAAAGGGAAGGAAAUCAGGUGAAUUUAAGAAAUUUAUGUGUACGUAAAAUGCUACGAGAAAAAGAUUCUUAUAGAUUCUUAUUUACUAUUACAUAGAUACAUAGAGGGAAUAUUCUUAUCUGAAUCUGAUCCAUUUUCGUGAAUUUCUAUGAUGUAAAGAUUGUAUCAAGAUUCAUUAAUGUUUGGACAAGAACAUCAUCGAAGAUUAUUAAUACUGUCGAAGAAGAUGAUAUACAAUUCUUGGCAUUCAAAUAACUUGUAUUC
Messenger RNA from Andrographis paniculata, 2832 nucleotides. Its product is annotated as BTB/POZ domain-containing protein At5g47800. Lineage: Eukaryota; Viridiplantae; Streptophyta; Magnoliopsida; Lamiales; Acanthaceae. Bases 974 to 2590 code for a protein of 538 amino acids. The record is from RefSeq and is a predicted model, not a curated record. The transcript has 6 exons.